UAUAUACUGAAAUACAAAUGAAAAAAAACAUGUAAUAUUUUGGCACUUAAUACAGUAGGCUCCGUACGAUGGAGUAAGUACAUUUUACGGAUAACACGUCUAAGAUAGUAAAUUACAAACAGUGGUCCUUUAUAAUCCCUGCACUGCGUGGGUGCGCACGGCAGGCGACUACGUGUGCAGACGCGACGUAUUCCUCCCGUCUGCGGCAGCAGCAGCAGCCCGGCCGCAGCGACGUCAAUGGUUAGAUAGAUAGAGAGGUGGAUAAACCCAGCCGUUAGGCGACCGCGACAUUCGUCUAUCCACACCCAUCAUCCAAACCGUCCCUCGCCGCAGGGGCAUGACCGUCAAUUUCCAUCGCCCCGUUUCCAAUCUGGAUAAGCCUCGAGACCCCGCCCCCGACCCCGCCCCCACCGCCUGCUACCUCCUCCGCGCCGGGUCUCCUCCGCCUCCCUCCUUCUUCCACCUUGGCUUCCAUCUGGGAUUGGGGAUUUAGGAUCCCCUCACGCCUCCGUAUUUAUACUCCGUUUCUCCCCACCCCCCACCGUUCUUAUCCCCAGAAGCUUCUACAAAAGUGGCCCAUCCCGUCGAUCUCGCUCUUCUUCUCCAUUCCCUCCGGACUCUCUCUUCCCCCAUCUUCAUGCGCCAUCCUCGUCUCCUCACCCUCUGCAGAUAUAGGAUCGUACGGGGGAAGCUGUAGGAGGAGGAGUAGUAGUGCUCGGUGGUGAUGCCUUCCCUCUCCUGCCACAACCUGCUCGACCUCGCCAACGCGGCGACCGACGAGCUGCCGCCACUGCCGCCGCCGUCGCCGCUCCGCCUCCCGCGCGUCAUGGCCUCCGGCUCUCCCUCCUCGCCGGCCUCCCCUUCCCCUUCCGCGCCGCCGCGCCGGGUUAUCGUCUCCCACCGCCUCCCGCUCCGCGCCGCGCCCGACGCGGCCGCCCCGUUCGGGUUCUCCUUCACCGUCGAUGCGAGCACCGUCGCGUACCAGCUCCGCUCGGGCCUGCCGCCGUCGGCCCCGGUCCUCCACAUCGGCACGCUCCCGGCGGCCGCCGCCGAGGAUUUCUCCGACGAGCUCGCCGCCUACCUGCUGGCCAACUUCUCCUGCCUGCCCGUCUACCUCCCCGCCGACCUCCACCGCCGCUUCUACCACGGCUUCUGCAAGCACUACAUGUGGCCGCUCCUCCACUACCUUCUCCCGCUGACCCCGUCGACGCUGGGCGGGCUCCCGUUCGACCGCUCGCUCUACCACUCCUUCCUCUCGGCCAAUCGGGCCUUCGCCGACCGCCUCACCGAGGUGCUCAGCCCCGACGACGACUUCGUCUGGAUCCAGGACUACCACCUCUUCGCCCUCCCCACCUUCCUUCGCAAGCGCUUCCCUCGGGCCAAGGUCGGCUUCUUCCUCCACUCGCCGUUCCCCUCCUCCGAGAUCUUCCGCACCAUUCCCGUCCGGGAUGACCUCCUCCGCGCCCUCCUCAACGCCGACCUCGUCGGCUUCCACACUUUCGACUACGCGCGGCACUUCCUCUCCGCGUGCUCCCGGCUGCUCGGCCUGGAUUACCAGUCCAAGCGCGGGUACAUCGGCAUCGAGUACUACGGCCGCACGGUCACGGUAAAGAUACUGCCCGUCGGGAUCGACAUGGGGCAGCUGAGGUCGGUGGUGUCGGCGCCGGAGACAGGGGAGGUGGCGCGGCAGGUGGCCGAGGCGUACAAGGGGCGGCGCCUGAUGCUGGGCGUAGACGAUGUUGAUCUCUUCAAAGGAAUCGGGCUCAAGUUCCUGGGUAUGGAGCAACUGCUGGUGGAGCACCCUGAGCUCCGUGGCCGUGCCGUGCUUGUGCAGAUUGCCAAUCCGGCCCGCAGCGAGGGGCGCGACGUGCAGGAGGUUCAGGACGAGGCAAGGGCAAUUAGCGCCCGGGUCAACGAGCGGUUCGGCUCGCCCGGGUACACCCCAAUCGUGAUGAUCAACCGUCCGGUGUCGGUGCACGAGAAGGCGGCAUACUAUGCCGCUGCCGAGUGCUGCGUGGUGAGCGCCGUCCGGGAUGGGCUCAACCGGAUACCUUACAUCUACACGGUGUGCCGGCAGGAAAGCACCACCCAGGAGGAAGCGCCUAAGCGAAGCGUCAUCGUUCUGUCCGAGUUCGUAGGAUGCUCGCCAUCGCUCAGUGGGGCGAUCCGGGUCAACCCAUGGAGCGUGGAGUCUGUUGCGGAGGCCAUGAACGCGGCAUUGAUGAUGUCUGAGGGGGAGCAGCGGCUGCGGCACGAGAAGCAUUACAAGUAUGUGAGCACCCAUGAUGUCGCCUACUGGGCGCGGUCAUUUGACCAGGAUCUGCAGCGAGCCUGCAAGGAUCAUUUCUCCCGGCGGCACUGGGGUAUCGGUUUCGGGAUGAGCUUCAAGGUGGUGGCACUUGGCCCAAAUUUCAGGCGGCUUUCUGUCGAGCACAUUGUGCCGUCAUUCCGGAAGACGGACAAUCGGCUAAUUCUCCUGGACUAUGAUGGAACCGUGAUGCCAGAGAGUUCAAUUGACAAGGCACCGAGCAACGAGGUCAUUUCUGUCUUGAAUCGUCUGUGUGAGGAUCCAAAGAACAGGGUGUUCAUUGUGAGCGGACGGGGGAAGGAUGAACUGAGCAAGUGGUUUGCGCCAUGUGAGAAGCUGGGGAUUGCUGCGGAGCAUGGUUACUUUACCAGGUGGAGCAAGGAUUCUCCAUGGGAGACCUGCGGGUUGGCAGUAGACUUCGAUUGGAAGAAGACCGCUGAGCCGGUGAUGAGGCUUUACACAGAGUCAACAGAUGGUUCGUAUAUCGAGCAUAAGGAAAGCGCUCUCGUUUGGCAUCACCAUGAGGCGGAUCCGGAUUUCGGUUCAUGCCAGGCAAAAGAACUGCUUGACCAUCUCGAAAGCGUGCUUGCGAAUGAGCCAGUUGUUGUGAAGAGGGGCCAGCACAUCGUGGAAGUUAAUCCUCAGGGCAUCAGCAAGGGCGUGGUUGUGGAGAGCCUCCUGUCAUCCAUGGUGCGCAGCGGGAAGGCGCCUGAUUUCGUGCUCUGUAUUGGGGACGACCGGUCCGACGAGGACAUGUUCGAGAGCAUUGUGUGCCCGACGAACAGCAGCGUUAAGCUCCCGGCGACCAGCGAGGUGUUUGCCUGCACGGUUGGGAAGAAGCCGAGCAUGGCCAAGUACUACCUCGACGACACGGUGGACGUCAUUAAGAUGCUGCAGGGGCUUGCCAAUGCGCCAUUGCAACAGCGGCCAUGGCCGGUGCAGCUCCGGGUCACCUUCGAAGGCUCGCUGUGAGAAAGAAAGGAACGGAUUUCACUGCACAGUAUGAACCGAUGAGGGGUUCAAUAACCAAAAGAAGAACGAUCGACGGUUCAGUAUGGCUUAGGAUUAGCUCCAGUUACAGGAUAAACAGGUUUCUUUCUUUUUUUUGGGUUCACAUUUCCAGCCCUUCUUCUCUUAUGCACUUAUAUCAUAUAUGCCCGUAUGAUAACCGCCAGAAAGGUUUCUGUCACAUUGUAUAUGUAGUUGACGAUGACGAUGAAAUCAGAUGAAGAAAAAUGAUUCUUUGAGCCAUGGUA
Molecule: messenger RNA, 3564 nt
Organism: Brachypodium distachyon (stiff brome)
Lineage: Eukaryota; Viridiplantae; Streptophyta; Magnoliopsida; Poales; Poaceae
Product: probable alpha,alpha-trehalose-phosphate synthase [UDP-forming] 11
Exons: 3
Coding region: 725-3280 (851 amino acids)
Biological process (GO): trehalose biosynthetic process
Cellular component (GO): cytosol
Molecular function (GO): catalytic activity
Source: RefSeq, a predicted model, not a curated record